Molecule: messenger RNA, 3582 nt
Organism: Octopus sinensis (East Asian common octopus)
Lineage: Eukaryota; Metazoa; Mollusca; Cephalopoda; Octopoda; Octopodidae
Product: nephrocystin-1-like
Exons: 1
Coding region: 584-3064 (826 amino acids)
Biological process (GO): protein localization involved in establishment of planar polarity
Cellular component (GO): cilium; cytoplasm
Molecular function (GO): protein binding
Source: RefSeq, a predicted model, not a curated record
UAGGUGGCGCGUUGUUAAUAACGCUUCGCCUUAACAACGCGAAAACUUUGUUCAAGAUUUUGCAAAGAAUGUUAAUACGAACAGACAGAUACACACACACACACAUACACAUAUAUAUAUAUUUAUAUAUAGAUAGAUACACACACACAUAUAUUUAUAUAUAGCUACACACACACACAGACGUAUAAAGACAUACAUUGACGCGAGCAGCCACGUUUAUUCAUUCAUACAUUCGUACACACACUCGCGCCCAACUUAUUCUUCUACAUCACAGGCGUAAUAAUGUUGGGCAGGACACCAGUUGCGCUCCAGACGUUAUCGAAUUCGUUUGAUAAAUUAAAAAAAGAUACAGAUUCGUUUCUAAAGAAGUUUAAAAAGUUUAGGAAGUCGAAUCCGGACGUGAAGGAGUCGGAGAAUGUUUGGGCGUUAAGCGAAGAAUGUAAAAGUUUAGCGAACGAGCUGGAAAGUCUAACGAAGGAAAUUGAUUUACUUGAAAAUAAGGAUCCGAAACAACAGAAGAAUUUCGAUUCCAAGAAAAAGAGCCUUCUAAAAAAAGUGGCCAUCCAACAGAAACUAGUAUCAGAUGCUUACGAUGUUAUUGUUCAACAAACAGCAUCAAAAGAAAACGAAGGAAGCCAAAACGUUGAAACUACCAAAGAUACAGAUUCAGGGGAGAAGGCGGCAACGAAAAGCAUCACAACAAAGAAGAAGCAAAAUCGAUCGAAGAAAGAAAACAAUAAUAACAGUAGUAAGAAAGAUUCCCAGUUCAGGGGAAAGUAUUGCAGGAAAUCCGGAAAAAGAAAUAAACGAAGAUGUGGACGAGCAUGAGGAAAGCGAUGAUGUUGAUGACGAUGAUGACGACGACGACGAUGAUGAUGACAAUGAAGAGGAGGAGGAUGACGAAGAGGGUGCAGCUAGCACGAGUGGUCCAGCUAGUAGUACCAGCGUUGCAGUUACAGAGAAUGAAGAUGUUGGUAAGGUAAAGUCUUUUACAAGUAGCCAUUCUUCUUCGAAAUCCAAGUCGAAAAUUUUGAAUCAGAAACCAGAAUCUGAGAAAAGCCCCACUCGAGUUGUUCCCACACCAUAUCCUCAUGAAGGACCAGCAGCAGCAACAACAACAACCACAGAAAGUCAAAGUUCCGUGACCAACCAGAAGAAGAAAGGUUUGAAAUCAAAGUUAAUAGCUGACAUGAAAUCAGAUUUGAAACAUAAUCUUCGUCCUAAACAGAAAUUACCUCCAAAAACUAAGGAACUCUUGGAAGAGGAAGAUGAAGGAAGGGAGGAGGAGGAGGAGUCAGAUGAAGAAGAGGUGGAGGAGGAGUCUGAUGAAUAUGAGGAGGAGAAGGAGGACCUGAGUAAAGUGAAUGAGGAAGAAGGGGAUUCUACAGAUGAGGAGGAGGAAGAAUCUGAGUCUGAUGAAGAGAUGGAACUUCCUACUAAGUAUUUUGUUGCAUUAUCAAACUAUGAGAAAGAAGAGACAAAUGAUUUAAGUUUUAAGAAAGGUGAAGUCUUGAAAAUCGUGCAGGCCCAUCGAAAUGGUUGGCUUGCUGAAAAUAAGGAUGGUUUUCGAGGCCUGGUGCCCAGCACCUAUCUGCAGAUGAGGUCUUCUACUGAUGAUGAUGAUGAGGAGGAGGAGGAGGAUAGCACUGAAGAAUCGAGGAAAGAUGAAGGAGAAAGUGACAGUGAUGAUAACUUUGAGGAUGAAGAAGACUCAGAUAUAGAUGAGGAUGUGAAAGUGGACAGCGGAGGAGAUAAACCGAAAACUCGUUCUGCUAAACAACUUUGGCAAACUAUCAAAGAAUCAAUUCAAGAACAAUCCAUUGUUGAUGUUCUUCAAGCAAAAGGCACUGUGCCAUCUGGUUUCAGACCUUCUACUCUGAGUAGUUUAUGGGCUGCCAACUCGGAGUAUCGCAUGGAGAAAGCACUUCAUCCAUCCUUGAGUAAAACAGCAAUGAGCUAUACAGAUUUGUUUUACUCUCCUUCAGACAAACAAAUUUGUCCUUACAGUGUAAAUAUAUUAAAAAUUGUGAGUAUUCAGUCUUGCCGGAACAUUCCACAAACAGGUCCGGGUAUCGAUGUCCAGUGUCGAUGCGUACGAGUUUGUAUUUUUGAUGGGAAAAAUGUCUUGAGUAACAUACACACAAUCAUAGUGCAAUCAGUUGAUAAAUCUCAAAAGUCUUGGAGUUUUUCUUCUCGUGUCUCUGAUAAUAUGGAUGUCAGUUUACAUACAGAAUUCUUUGUGAGAACAAAUUACUCAGGGAAUCAGAUAAGUUUACUGUUUGAGCUGUGUCUGUCUUACACCCAACAAGACACCCAGGAACAAGGGAUAUUCAGCUGUGGUUGGACUAAGCUUUUAUUAAAUGAAGAAACCAUUACAAACCAUUCUUAUGAAUUGCCCCUUCAUGGUGGAACUCCCUAUGACAGGGGUAUUCCUCUUGACUCCAGAUUUUCAAAUGCAGUUGAAGAGAAUUCCUUUCUUAGUCUUUUUACUGGGCACCAAAAGCCAACAUUAGUGGUCAAAGUUCUUCCUCCCAAAAAAGAACAGAAAGAUGUUUUGAACAGUUUACCUCACACCAUCAUUGGUAAUGUGUGCCUGAUGCAUUUCUAUGCAUUGUACCGGAACAUUCUGGCAAAGGCUCUCCUACAAGACAGAACCGGUUUGGAUAACACGGAGCUGAUAUCCAGUUCGGUUUUGGCAUCUUUCCCUUUGGUUGCAGAUCAAUUCGACAGGAUGCAAUUGCUUCGUGACACUUGGAUUGAGAAGCAGAAAGAGAUGAGUCGAACGGCUCGACGCGACAGCAACAACCACAAGAAGAUGUUUAUAGAUAGUUUCCUGGAGACUGUUUACCCAUUUUCCCAUAUAUUAACCCCUGGAGAGCCUGCAACAGGCAUAGACACAAACCAAAGGCAGUAUGAUGCCAUACAGAAAUUCAAAGAAUUGAAAUCAGAACGAGGAUCUACGCUGGCCGUUUUGUUGAGCAACGAUUUCACUUACGAACCAAUGAAACUAAAUGAAGUGACAUUUUCUGUUUUGAAAGAUAAUGAAUCCAUUAGUGAGGCAUGAUUCAGAACAAAAAAAAAACAACAAAACUCACCUGUCUUUGUGAGAAAGACUAAAUCUUGAAGAAAAGGUUUGAUGUGUGAUGAGAUGAAAGAGAGAUUGUUGUUUCAAGCAGGGAUUCUUUAUUUCCAUGUAAAUUGCAACUGAUGAAGGCCACCACAUCACCAGUGGACUACCAUUUUCUAAUUACUGUCAGGUAAAUCUCAAUGAGAUUCAUCUGACAUUGCUGCUAUCAGUCAGGUAAUUUUGCCAGGUACUUAAUUGUGUACCUAGUUGUUGAUAUGUUUGUUUGAAACUGUAUUGUAAUGACUGUACUAAAUGUAUUUGUGAGUCCUGAUUAGUCAAUGUUACAAUCUCACCUGUACAUGCACACAUAUUUCGAAAUAUAAUCAAAACAAACACCUUUCAUAGCCAAGGAUAUCUAAGCACAAAAACACUACAUAUAUAUAUACGUGCAUAUGUAUAUGAAUGUGUGUGUGUAUAUAUAUAUAUAUAUAUAUAUAAAAUACAAAAAUGGGACA